Messenger RNA from Carlito syrichta (Philippine tarsier), 852 nucleotides. RefSeq names its product spermatogenesis associated 32 (gene SPATA32). Gene Ontology annotation, biological process: spermatogenesis. Gene Ontology annotation, molecular function: actin binding. Gene Ontology annotation, cellular component: perinuclear region of cytoplasm. The transcript has 2 exons. The coding region runs from base 1 to 852 and encodes 283 amino acids. The record is from RefSeq and is a predicted model, not a curated record. Lineage: Eukaryota; Metazoa; Chordata; Mammalia; Primates; Tarsiidae.
AUGGAGAUGGAACCCACGGAGCCCACGGAGAAUGAGGAAUCCCACAAAGACUCCUGGCAGCCAGAGCCCAGGACAGAGCCCACCCACCCCUCCGUGCAGGAGAACGUCCAACCAGGCAUCAUGGAGAGCCCGGGGGCCGGCGACGUCCGCUCCGUCCAUGUUCAGACCUCCCAGCACCUCUUCUGGGCAGACAAGCUCGUCCAGGCCUCGGAGCACAGCCUGCAGCUGGCCGCACACUCACGGCUCCGCAGCGGCACUGCCAACCCUCCCACCAGUCCCCCAGGCCGGGUCUCCACCCGCAUCCUGUGCCCCAGCGGGCAGCCCCAGGCCCACCCAGCGCCCCCAGCCGCCAGCUCCCAGCUGCCACGGAGCCCCUGCCUGCCGUCCUCCGGCCUCCCGCUGGCUCUUGGCCUGGCAGAGGUCAUCAACUUUGCAUCCUCCCUGGCCAUGGCCUCCUCCAGGAAAAUGGACUUGCCCAGCCUGGAGUGCAUGACCAAAGCUCCUGCUCUGAAGGCCACGGUGCCUUCCACAGGGCCCGUCCGGCCCACUGCAGGCCAGCAGGAGCCAGAAAAGUCCACAGAGGUGCUGUCAGCAAGAUGGCUGGAAGUCAGGGACCUGCAGAAGGCCUGGGGUCCGGAAGGCAGGGACUUACCUUGCCUUUGCCCUGACUUCAGCAAGCCAGGCAUCAAGAGAGCCACCAUCAAGGGGGAGGUGCAGCUUCUCCAGCCCCCUGUCUUGUCCCCCCAGCCGCAGGGAGCCGAGAAGGACUCGGUCCUGGGAACCAAGAAAGGAAAUCCAUUGUUGCUGAAAAUCCAUUUUAAGCUGUCAACUCCCACCACCCCAGAGAAAUGA